Messenger RNA from Sodiomyces alkalinus F11, 1910 nucleotides. RefSeq lists its product as hypothetical. Lineage: Eukaryota; Fungi; Ascomycota; Sordariomycetes; Glomerellales; Plectosphaerellaceae. The record is from RefSeq and is a predicted model, not a curated record. Bases 199 to 1539 code for a protein of 446 amino acids. The transcript has a single exon.
GCCGAUCACCAGACGAUCUGAAGAGGUUAUGCUCUAAUUAAGCCAUUCGCUCAUGUUUCCAUCUUCGAAAUUACUUCUUCCAAGAAUUGCCUAAGGCGAGUCUUUCCCGCGAACGUAAUCCGUCUUGCGAGCAACAUCGCCCUUCUGAACGACCUGGGCCUACCGCGGCCGAACUGCUACCCACUUGAAGCAUCCACUAUGACGACCGACGACUCGAAUUCCACAUCAUGGGGGGAGGAUUUGAAGACGGACGGCACUCCUUCGUACAAGUGGCCUCAGACCCGUCUUCCGGGCUGGGCUUACCUCCUGGGAGCCACUGAUGAUGUGGUCCGAAGGUCGACAGUGCGUCAAGUCGCAGCCCAUGCGCAAAAGAUGGGCCGGCCUCCCACGCAGGCCGAAGUCGACGCCAUCGGCGAAAUCGUUACCAAGUUAAUUGCGGCCAGAUCCCUGAAGCCUAUUUGCAACAUCUCCCUGGCCGCCUUUCUCGCCUACCGAACCCGUAAGGUCAUGGGAUUCCCUUUUUGGAAGCCCAAGUUUGUCCUCACAAGCCCCAACGUCUUCCCGACACUACAAAAUCCAGUCUUUACCGGCACGCGCGCCAAAAGGGCAUGGCAUAUCGCCCGGUUUUCUGCCUACUACGUCGUUGCUCACUUCUUCGUCGUGACCGGGCUCAGCAUGUACACCCAGGCAAUGCUGAUGCAGAAAUUUGCGGGAGACCCUCGCUUGAAAGAGACGUUCGAAGAAUUGAAGGGUCUACAGGAGAUAGAUUCGGUGAUCCGGAUGCGACAACGACGCGUCAGGCAGCUGCUUGCGCGAGGGACGAAGGAGCAGCUCGCCGCAGAGCUGCAGGGCCUCAAGUCCGGUCUGGAAGCGGUGGAGCGGGACGUCGACAACCCCAGCAGCCCCUUGCAUACUUACAGUCCCGAGAAACGAGAAGUAGUUCUUCGCAAAUUACGGCAGGCCUACCAUGAACUGAUAUCCAAGGUGGAGGAACGCACAGGCGGCGCGCAUGAUCGUUUCACAUCAGGCAACGCUGACGCCCAUGACGAAGCUGGGAAAUUGGGUGGCUCAAGUGGCCCGUUAUCAUCGAGUAGGGGUGAUUGGGCGACGGGGACCACCAGGGCCGGGUCAACCACUUCCUCUCAACAGCCUGGAGGACAGGGCUGGGCCUCAGGGUCGAAGGGAACUGAGGCAUGGGGAGAUGACACGGGGUCAAGUUUGGGUUUGGACAGCUUCGGUUCGGUUGACGGCGAUGACGCCUCACCCGUGGCCCCUAGCGCGCGAGGGGCCUCCGCUUCGGGUGGGUCGGCUUGGGAACGGAUCCGCCACCAAGCACGAUCAGGGGUGCAGGCGAAAGGCAACCCACCCACGUCAUCAACAGACUCUUCGAGUUCUCGGGGCAUUCAGACUUCUUCGUCGUCGUGGGACGGCUCCCCAGCCGAGCAGGAUGAGGAAGCUGCCAAAAGCAAAGCCCAGAAGGAGUUUGACGAGGGUUUGGAGCGAGAAAGACGUCCUGGCAGAGACAACGACUCGUGGUAAAGUUGGUGGAUUGGAUCCGUUGGGAUGUCGGUGGACGAUAUAUCUUACACAGAGAGCAUGCGUAGGCUGCUUCCAACUGGCCAAGCUGUAUGAUAUUGGCCAAUGUACAAAACAAUGGGGUACUGCCUGUGUUAGGAUUCGCACUCCCUUGGCGUGAUGAGGUCUCGCUCACUGCCUGGAACUGAGAUCCGUAGAUCCAACAGUUCGACCGCUCGAAUCAGCUGCUUUGCCCAGCCUUCAAAGACACGUUUACCUUUUCUGGCAGUUAUUAUCCCGUUUAUACCUUGCCCUGUUACCCGCUUAAUCCCACGAUGGAAUCAAAGAAUAGUAGAGUUCCCCUAUCGAGGUACGCCGACAAGAACAGAACAGAC